Molecule: messenger RNA, 2836 nt
Organism: Clupea harengus (Atlantic herring)
Lineage: Eukaryota; Metazoa; Chordata; Actinopteri; Clupeiformes; Clupeidae
Gene: nectin4a
Product: nectin cell adhesion molecule 4a
Biological process (GO): heterophilic cell-cell adhesion; homophilic cell-cell adhesion
Cellular component (GO): adherens junction
Source: RefSeq, a predicted model, not a curated record
ACAUCAAAUACUGUGGAAAGGGGAGGGAUGAAGCACAUUGAAGAGUUCCUUAUGGGAUUACAAUGGAGCAAUCUCUCUAAACACCCACGCACACACAGACACUUGAUCUAGAGUUGUGAAAGUUGAAACUCAUGACUUAAAAGAGGAGUACAGUAGAGUAUAGGCUACUUGAUUUGAUUACACAGAAUGAAGAGAAUAAUAUGAUAUUAUGCGCAUAAUCUUGAAGGUCUGAAUUGUUUUUUUUAACUGUGAUACGAGGACACGACGAUACGACAAAAGAUUUGAGAGUGGAGAGAGAGAGAGAGAGCGCGCGCGCGCGAGAGAGAGAGAGAGAGAGAGAGAAACAGGUGUAUCCACUUUUCAGUCACGCUGCAACCCAGAGCAACAACGCUGCGCUUGAAAAGAGCACCGGAGUAAUCAACUUUGUCAACUCACUGAAAAUGAAUUUCCAUGGUCUAUCCUGGAUAUCUAAAGUGUACACUUGACAAUUGCACUGUGCAUCUGCUGACUCAAGGCUUCUGUGAGUAUUUCUUUCUUUGGUUUAUCGUGGAGGAAGAUCUGCGCAAUUUAAUCCUUUCACCGCGCCUGUCAACUUCAGGGCAGCCACGGUUAACCGUCUACGGCAUGUGUGAUAUCACUUCUAAAUGAUCUGGACAUAUGCGGGAAGGACACUUGGCACCCUAAAUACACAGCAAUCUGUGCUAUAAGACGGACAGCCAACUGUAACAAUUAAUCGAUUUUCACUGGACGCUAAUGAGGACUCCGGAAUCUGUCAAUGGGACUGGGAAUUUAAGUUUCUUCAAAAUAUCUGAAGACGGAGCGAGAAAAUGCUUUAAUGAAUGGUAGUAAUUGUCUUCAAAGCAGGAAUUUAGAGACGUUAUAGACCAGAAGUAAUUUACUUUUCUCAACAUAACCCUGGGAUAAGGCUGUUGCGCAAAGUCUGGAUGAUGCUGUCAAGCCGAAUUACACUAAGGCUGUGCGUCUAUGGAACACUGAUGGUGUGUGUUUUGGGGGAGUCUUUGCUGCCCCUCAUCUCUGCGGUCCCCCAGCGAACUCUGGCAGAGGCGGAGACGCGGUUGCCAUGCCGAUACAGCGGGGAAGAUAAGGUGGUACAGGUGGGAUGGAGCCGAGUGAGGGCCAACGGCGACAUCGAACAGAUCAUCAUCUACGACUUUACUGAGGGUGUAAAAGAGUUUACAGAGUUUGUGAAUAAGAUGCGUUUCGAGACCCUUAAGCCCGUGAAGGACUUGACGCUUCUCAUCCUGAGCACAGAGGAGUCAGACGAGGCCACCUACAGCUGCAGGAUCACCACCUUCCCCUCGGGGACCACUGAGUCCAAGAUACAGCUCACCGUCUGGACUCGGCCCAUCUCCAUCCUGGAGCCCGUGGUGCUGGUAGAGGGCCAAUCCUACCGACAGGCAGCUUCCUGCCGCUCCGUGGGUCGGCCCCAGCCUCGGGUCACCUGGGAUACGGACCUGGCCGGCCAUCCUCAGAACCGCAGCGUGGACGCCAGGACCGUCUCCGGCCAGUUCUCCCUGCACCCCCUUCGCAACCUCAACGGGCGCCAGCUCGACUGCCUGGUGUGGCACCCCACCUUCGACACCCCCUUCAGGAUCAGCAAUCGCUUGGUGGUGCACUACCCUCCUGAUGUGUCGAUCGGGCGCCUCAAAGGGGACUGGUACGUUGGGUUGGAGGACGCAGAGCUCAAUUGUGUCAGUGGAGGAAACCCAAAACCCAACAACUUCACCUGGUCCAGGAAAGGCGGGUCUCUGCCUGAGGGGGUGGAGUUGACUCCUGAAGGCACGCUGAAGUUUGGCAGGGCUCUCAGCCAAUCAGAUGAUGGGAUAUACCAGUGCACCGCUUCCAACAGUGUGGGCUCUGGCAGGGCUGAGAUGGAGAUCAAAGUGGCAGGUUCCGUUCAGAAGGAGGCGAGCGUGGAUACUUUCCUGAUCAUCAUCAUAGGCUGCGUUGCUGUGGCGCUGGUGAUCAUCUUGGUGAUUGUUGUCAUAACAGUGAACCAGUACCAUAAGAGGAAGAACAAACGGCUGGCCAUGGAGCUCCAUGAGAGGAGGGAGGAGAUCAGCACUCUCUCAAGACAAGCUUCCUUCAGAAGGAUGAACUCCGUCAGCACAGACCGAUACCCGAUGGAUGAGAUUAUGCCGCUUAGAGUGGAGGGAACUUUGCGGAACAGCCUCUCCUCCUUGGACCGUCCUCGUUCUCGGGACAGCCGCUCCACGAUGGGUGGGGCAGUGGACACUUUGGGUCGUCCGGUCAUCUACAACACAUCCCGACGAGGCCGUGAUUCACGGAUGAGCCGAGACCUGGAGAGGGAGCGGGAGAGAGAGGACAACCGGCACCGCGUGGAGUCCUACGUGAGAAACAGCAGCGCCUCUCUGUUCCACCCUCCGCUGCACCCCUCUCCUACUGUGAUGGACCAGACUGCUGAGAUAGUGAAGCCUGUAAACGGCAGCGCCAUUCCAACACUAGAGGGGAGGCUUCGCUCGGCAGUCAGCACCCUCGGCAGGAACCAGGCCGGCUCUACGCUCAUCUCCAUGUACCCGCCGCUGACCGACGAGGAAGAGGAAGAGGAGGAGGAGCGAGUGAGAUGUCUGGGGCUCGAGGAGGACGAGUCGGACUUCCUGCAGGUUACCAACACUAAUGGUCUUGAGAACCACGGCAGUGAGACCAACAGCUCCCAGAUGUCCGAGACGCUGUCCAGCCCGUAUGAGCAGAGCAACGGGUCGCUCAGAAUCAAGACCAGGCCCAACGGGUCUCUGCUGCCGCCGCCCAUGCCUCUCCUGCAGAAGGCCCAUGUCGUCUAGAGGGGAGCCCCCUC